AUGAAAUAUAUUCCUGAACUGGAGGAGAAUUUCACCGCUAAUUUUCUUGCAAAAUUCCGUACACUUUGUUAUGAUGCCGAACUUAAUGAUCCUGAUGAAAUCAAAAAACUCCUUUUUAAUUCAAAUAAAUUCUUUAAAGAUGAAUUUGUAAGAAGAUCAGAUAUGAUUAAUUCAAUAGAUCAAAUCGAUGAAAAUUUUCAAUUAUUUCAUGAGAUUGUAUUAGAUAUGUCAAAUAUAAUUGGAUAUGGUUCGUUUAUAGCUUUAAAAAAUGUUUCAACUGGUAGAUAUUUAUCGAGUUGCAAGAUAAACUAUACAGGCUCCCAAAAACAAGUGAAUUGUAGUGAAAAGGAAGUGCCUUAUAAUAUAGAGUCCAAAUUUAAAUUAAUGCAUAAAGAAACUAAUACGAAAUUAUAUGUAAGUACACAUUGGACAAGAGCAAGUGAUAUAAUUAAUUUAAAAGCUCAUAAUACAUUUCAUAAUUAUAAUCGAUUUGUACGAAGUCACGAUUUCACUUUUACUAUUGGAGAUGAAACAUUUUACGAAGUUGGUCAUGAUGAUAGGAUGAGUGACAAAUGA
Molecule: messenger RNA, 576 nt
Organism: Funneliformis geosporum
Lineage: Eukaryota; Fungi; Glomeromycota; Glomeromycetes; Glomerales; Glomeraceae
Source: the annotation of a GenBank genome assembly